Molecule: messenger RNA, 2887 nt
Organism: Plectropomus leopardus (leopard coralgrouper)
Lineage: Eukaryota; Metazoa; Chordata; Actinopteri; Perciformes; Serranidae
Gene: smu1a
Product: SMU1 DNA replication regulator and spliceosomal factor a
Biological process (GO): mRNA splicing, via spliceosome
Molecular function (GO): protein binding
Source: RefSeq, a predicted model, not a curated record
CUCUGCGUGUCGCGCUUCUGCUGCAGACUCGAGUGUUUUGUCGCGACUGUUUUAGAUAAAUAAUCAUGUCUCUGGAGGUGGAAUCCGCAGACGUGAUCCGUCUGAUUAUGCAGUACCUAAAAGAAAAUAAUCUGCAGCGGACUCUGGCCACGCUGCAGGAGGAGACCACCGUGUCCCUGAACACCGUGGACAGUAUAGAGAGCUUUGUGGCAGACAUAAACAGUGGCCACUGGGACACUGUCCUGCAAGCCAUCCAGUCCCUCAAGCUGCCAGAUAAGACCCUGAUAGACCUUUAUGAACAGGUGGUGUUAGAGCUGAUCGAGUUGAGAGAGUUGGGUGCGGCCCGUUCCCUCCUCAGGCAGACCGACCCCAUGAUCAUGCUGAAACAGACCCAGCCGGAGAGAUACAUCCACCUGGAGAACCUGCUGGCUCGCUCGUACUUUGAUCCCAGAGAGGCGUACCCAGACGGCAGCAGUAAAGAGAAGCGCCGUGCGGCCAUCGCCCAGGCCCUGGCGGGAGAGGUCAGUGUGGUGCCGCCCUCUCGUCUCAUGGCUCUGCUGGGACAGUCUCUGAAGUGGCAGCAGCAUCAGGGUCUCCUGCCGCCUGGUAUGACUAUCGAUUUGUUCAGAGGUAAAGCUGCCGUUAAAGAUGUGGAGGAGGAGCGCUUCCCCACCCAGCUCACCAGACACAUAAAGUUUGGACAGAAAUCUCACGUGGAGUGUUCCCGAUUCUCCCCUGAUGGUCAGUACCUGGUCACUGGCUCCGUGGACGGCUUCAUCGAGGUCUGGAACUUCACCACCGGCAAAAUCAGAAAGGAUCUGAAGUACCAGGCUCAGGAUAACUUCAUGAUGAUGGACGAUGCAGUGUUGUGUAUGGGCUUCAGCAGGGACACGGAGAUGUUGGCCACCGGAGCUCAGGACGGAAAAAUCAAGGUGUGGAAGAUCCAGAGCGGUCAGUGUCUGAGGAGGUUCGAGCGAGCCCACAGUAAAGGAGUAACAUGCAUCAGUUUCUGUAAAGACAGCAGCCAGCUCCUCAGUGCCUCCUUCGACCAGACAAUCAGAAUCCACGGAUUAAAGUCCGGUAAAACUCUCAAAGAGUUCCGCGGUCACUCCUCCUUCGUGAACGAGGCCACCUUCACUCCCGACGGUCACCACAUCAUCAGCGCGUCCUCGGACGGUACAGUGAAGAUGUGGAACAUGAAGACCACCGAGUGCACCAACACCUUCAAGCCUCUGGGCACGUCGGCCGGCACCGACAUCACCGUCAACAAUGUCAUCCAGCUGCCCAAGAACCCGGAGCACUUUGUGGUGUGUAACCGCUCCAACACGGUGGUCAUCAUGAACAUGCAGGGACAGAUCGUGAGGAGUUUCAGCUCCGGUAAGAGGGAAGGCGGUGACUUCGUGUGCUGCACUCUGUCGCCGCGUGGCGAGUGGAUUUACUGCGUGGGAGAAGACUUUGUGCUCUACUGCUUCAGCACCGUCACCGGCAAGCUGGAGAGAACGCUGACGGUCCACGAGAAGGAUGUGAUCGGCAUCGCCCACCACCCCCACCAGAACCUCAUCUGCACCUACAGCGAGGACGGCCUGCUGAAGCUCUGGAAGCCCUGAUGGGUUUGACCCAAAACGGAGACUGGACGCUCUCACGCGGCCGCCGCUCUCCUCGCUCUGCGCUCCGCUCUGCAAAGACUCCGUCAGAUCUCCGUGAACGCCGCACGCGUGUCGAUUUCAGAGGCACCAGAGAGUUUACAUGUUCAGCUGCGUGUUCAGUUUGAACAUGUGAUACAGCUGAAUAUCAUCAAAUGGCAGUUUGGGAUUUUGGAGUGGGGGUGCACGGAAGAGCCUUAUUUACUUGACCCUGUCUUCAGUUUGUCAACACGGAAAUUGUUAAAAAAAUGUUACAAAGUGAAAUAAUUUGCUUUACUUUGAUGAAUUUGUGAGGGUAGGCGUCCUGUUGUUUCAUUUGUAGGUAUAAUUUUGGGAAGCAGCUCUUCAAAUGUGAACUUGUUCAUCACACACAUGAAGAAAAGUGCUUCUAAAUUUGUCCAGAUUUUUAUUUUUUACUUGUAAUUUCAGUGUCAGGACAAAUAAAUAAGGUUCUGCCAUUUAACGUUUGAAGUUAGCGGACAUCCUGUGAUUUUCAGAGAGAGGAGGGCAGCCGUCAGAUGUAGAUACUAGACUCUUUUUGUGUUUUUUAAAUUCCACUUUUUUGUAAAUAUAUUUUUUAUUUGCUUUUUGUUUUUUUCCAAGAAGGCCUGGUUAAAUAGUUGUUUGUGUCUUUUUUCAUAAUUCUUCUUUAAUUCCAACUACAAUUGAAUGGCAUUAUUUCAAAUUGUUUUUUAUAUAUUUUGUACUCUGAAAUUAUUUCAUUUUUUCAACGUUGAGAAUGAAAUACCAUUUUUGGACAAAAUCAGAAUUUGAAAUGAGAAUAAUUGAGGUUCAGUAACUUGAUGUACAAAUGUCCAUUAAUACAUCUCGUUCAUGCCAUUAAAGCUAUUUAACCAGAACAGUGAAGAGAAGUGACGUAUGGUGUUGGAGAACUCAAAAUAUGGCAAAAAAUUUGUUUGGCUGACUUAAGAAAAUGAAAACAGUUUUUAAAAUGUCAUAAGAAACGAGACCAGCAGAUGUCACUGUACAGCCACGACUAAAUAUCCCGUACGGGGAUUUAAAACUUUAAAAAAUAAUCUGAAAAAGUAAAUUUCCGGCCCUUCAGGGUGCCUCUGUGUGAUAGGAAGAGGAGGAGAUGAAGAGUUGACUGAGUUUGAUCCCUGAAUAAACUCUGGUGGGACGGUUGUUGGUUCAGCAGCUCUGUGGAGACCAGUCUGUCAGAAACACUCCUGACAGGAUUUUGGCUAAGCCUUCAAAAUAAAAGCAUGGAUUUGUCACCUUUA